Messenger RNA from Molossus molossus (Pallas's mastiff bat), 2057 nucleotides. It is a transcript of the gene GRPEL1, whose product is annotated as GrpE like 1, mitochondrial. Gene Ontology annotation, molecular function: protein-folding chaperone binding; protein homodimerization activity; adenyl-nucleotide exchange factor activity. Gene Ontology annotation, biological process: protein import into mitochondrial matrix; protein folding. The record is from RefSeq and is a predicted model, not a curated record. Bases 1 to 693 code for a protein of 230 amino acids. Gene Ontology annotation, cellular component: PAM complex, Tim23 associated import motor. The transcript is spliced from 4 exons. Lineage: Eukaryota; Metazoa; Chordata; Mammalia; Chiroptera; Molossidae.
AUGCCCGGUACGUGCGCAGUGCCGGCGCGGGUGGUCGUCAUGGCGGCUCGGUGCGUGAGGUUGGUGCGGCGCAGCCUCCCAGCUUUGGCGUUGUCUCUGAGGCCCGCCCCUCGGCUGCUGUGCACAGCUGCAAAGCAGAAGAACAGCGGCCAGAACUUGGAAGAGGACGCGGGUCAGAACGAACAGAAGACAGAUGCUCCCUCUGCGGAGAAGAUGCUUGUGGAGGAGAAGAUCAAGUUAGAAGAGCAGCUGAAGGACACUAUGGAAAAAUAUAAGCGAGCUUUGGCAGACACCGAGAACUUGCGGCAGAGGACCCAAAAGUUGGUGGAGGAGGCGAAACUAUACGGCAUCCAGAGCUUCUGCAAGGACUUGGUAGAGGUAGCGGACAUUUUGGAGAAGGCGACACAGUGUGUUCCCAAAGAAGAGGUUACAGAUGACAACCCUCACCUGAAGAGCCUGUACGAGGGGCUCGUUAUGACCGAGGUCCAGAUCCAGAAGGUGUUCACAAAGCAUGGGCUACUCAGGCUGGACCCUGUGGGAGCCAAGUUCGACCCCUACGAGCACGAGGCCUUGUUCCACACACCGGUGGAGGGCAAGGAGCCGGGCACAGUGGCGCUGGUUAGCAAAGUGGGCUACAAGCUGCACGGGCGCACCCUGCGGCCUGCCCUGGUGGGGGUGGUGAAGGAAGCGUAGCUUCCCUUGGGGCUUGGGUGGGUUUGGGUGGCCAUUGCUGUCACUUACGAGGCUGGUUCAUCUAAUCUCAUCUAUGAAUACGCCUACCUUCCCCAAACCUCGUUGGAAAGCUUUAGUAACCAGCGGCCACAGAAAAUUAGGCCGGCUGCACAGCUGCGUUACUGGACUCUAAUUUGGGAGCCUGUUUGUUGAUUCUCAAUACACAUUUAAUAUUUCACAUGCUUACAGAACAGGCCAAUGGGACACCACUGGGCCCUAGACUAUCAUGAAUAACGCUACAUCUGCCCAAAGUCUGAUGACUCCGACGUAUUCUCAAUGAAUAAAAGGUCUUCGGGAACCGUGCUGUCUGGCUGUGGGCCGUGCGGGCUGCCCUGUGCGCCUUGUGCUUCUCACUAGCGCGAGCUCGGGGGUCCUCAGCCCUCUGCACUUCGCUCAGUGAUGGGAAGGCAGGACUUGAACCUUUGUUCUUGCUCAAAAGUGUCCUUGGUGAACACAGGCGAGUUCGGCUGGGAUUACCAUCUAGCUGCUAAGCAUGAUGGGCCUGCGGCUGUCCUUGGCGGUGUGAAAGAGCACACGUACCCUAACGGCCCUACCCUAACGGCUCUCACCCUAUUUUGCCAAUAACAAAAUCUGACAAAAACCAGUUCCUUUUGCCCUGUUUUGUUCACCUAUUUUAUGGGAAUGUUUGAAUCUUACAUUCAGCUAGGUCCUGAUAACCUGAAGCUGUGCUCCCCAGUAAGAUGGUCUUUUUCAAAAUCUGAGGACUGCAUGCUUGGUAAAAGUGAAAUAUUAAUGUUUAGUUUUUAAAUUUUAUUUAAGAGGAUUAAAUCCCGAAUGUUUAUUAGUUUCUUACUUUCGGAUAACUUUUUGUUACCUCGGUGGAGAGCCUAAGGAAAGCGUGCAUUCGCUUCCAGUUCUGCUCAAAUCAGGGGGUUGUGUACUUGCCACGUACACGCAGUCACUUGGUAGCUUCCGUCUCGUGCACCGCAGGCUGGCGUGGGACUGGCCUGCUCCUGGCCUGCUCGGGGUGGACGUGUCUGCCUCAGGACUGCUGGGGACCGCCAACACUCAGGAGCUGCGGCAAGGACAGUCUGCAGAAGCUGGCCCAUGACUUGCCAUAGGACCCGCCAUAUCUGUUGUAAACAAAAAGUCACCCCCAGUGCCUUUGCUUCUCAGGGGUGCUUCUAGGAUUGAAAGUCAAUACUGUUAAACCCAUUACUACAUAAGAAAUACAGGGAGGUCAUUUUACUUUGCUUAUAAUUUUGAAAGAUGUAAUAUUCCCAUUAUUAAAAUUUCAGUUUAGUCCUGGCCGGUUUGGUUCAGUGGUUGGAGCGUCGGUCUGGGGAACAGAGUCCCGGGUUCGG